Podarcis raffonei (Aeolian wall lizard) is the source of this 1145-nucleotide messenger RNA. It is a transcript of the gene CAPZA3, whose product is annotated as capping actin protein of muscle Z-line subunit alpha 3. Lineage: Eukaryota; Metazoa; Chordata; Lepidosauria; Squamata; Lacertidae. Gene Ontology annotation, biological process: barbed-end actin filament capping; actin cytoskeleton organization. Gene Ontology annotation, molecular function: actin filament binding. The transcript has 2 exons. Gene Ontology annotation, cellular component: F-actin capping protein complex; actin cortical patch. The record is from RefSeq and is a predicted model, not a curated record. Bases 218 to 1042 code for a protein of 274 amino acids.
GGAUCAGGUGAUAGUUGCAUGGAAGACCCAGACCAGGACAAAAACGUAACGCUUGUGAACUCCACCUUCUCCCAGAAUUUAGUCUGUUACCUGACCACAAUUGUCAGUAUGGUACUAAUAUUACUCCCAAUCUUUGGAUACAGGGGGCAGGUGGAAAAUAAGACUAUGGUCCAAAAGUCAACCACUGGUAGCUUUAUCACUCCAAAGGCAAACCGGGAUGUCUAAUGAAUGUGAAUUAUCUGAGGAGGAGAAAACAAAUGUCAUCUGCAGCUUGCUUCAACAGGCUCCCCCAGGCGAAUACAGGAAUGUUUUUGAAGACCUCCACAUUCUGGCUCAUGACGAUCAUCUCAUGAGGUACAAGGCUGCUCAGGUGUGUGCCAAUCACACCAGGAAAAACUUCACAGCUGUGCGUGUAAAAGGGGAGAAUGCUCUCGUGACUCGCUACAACGAUCUUGGAGGAAACCGCUUCUUUGAUCCACAGAUCAAACUUUCCUUCAGGUUUGAUCACCUGACCAAAAGAGUUGAUAAAGUUUUGUUUUAUCACAGCGUCAGGAAAGACCGUGCAGAGUUAUGGAGGGAAACACUCAACAUCAUUCUGGAGUCCUACAUGAGGAGACACUUCCUUUCAGGAGACUGCCGUGUCUACAAAAAAAUGAUCAGGAGCAACCCCUUCUUUGUGGUCUGCCUUGAAGCCCAUCGGCACGACGAUAUCUGCAAUGCCGUUUGGAAAUCUGAGUGGACUAUCGCUUUCGCACCACCAACAGUACAGGUCGCAGGGAAAAUUGAUCUGCAGGCGCACUAUUUCAAAAAAGCUAACCUCCACUGGACAGCAAGCAAAGAUGUUAGAGAGUCCAUAUACAUAACUGGCCGUGUCCAGUUUGCUAUAGAGUUUGUGAAAUUAGUUGAAGCCGAAGAGAGCAAAUUCCAGACUGAUUUGGUGGAAAGGCUCCAGAAGUUGUCGGAUAAAAUAUGGAGAGCACUGCGCAGACCGCUCCCAGUCACUCGUACUGUCAUCAACUGGGAUAAACUGCUGACUAGUUAGAGGAGAGAGGUGAAGGCAUCCUGAAGUGAUGUCCCAUUAUGCUUGCCGAAGUGUCUUGUGUGAAUGAAAUAUUGGCCAAAUAAAACAACAAUCGCUGAGUACA